CCCGUCCAGCCCGGGCCCCCCGGCCCCCCCGCCGCCGCCCGCGUUCCUAUGGACAGACGCACAGACACCUGCAGGAAAGACACUGCUGAUCCUGUAACAUGGAGGAUUGCCUUCAUACUUCAUCUGAGAAUCUGUCCAAAUUGGUCAGCUGGGCCCACAGCCAUGGGACCAUUUGCAGCCUCAUCCCAAACCUGAAACACUUGCUUUCGGAAGGUUCCCAUGGGAACCUCACAGCAAUGUGGGGCUGUAGUGCUGGCCAUGCUUAUCACUGGCCCCUGACAGCUACUUGCAGAGCUGGGUCCCAAGAGAGGGUCUGUUUCCAGGAUAACAGAAGUUUUAACUCUGAUAGUCCCAGUAUAAUUGGAGUACCAUCAGAGACACAAACUAGCCCUGUUGAAAGGUACCCUGGGAGACCAGUGAAAGCGAAGCUAGACUGUAAUCGGACCAGAGACUCUUGUGACUUCUCUUAUUGCAGUGAGCCCUCUGAACUGGAUGAAGCUGUUGAAGAAUAUGAAGAUGAAAACACCUUGUUUGACAUGGUUUGUGAGUCUUCUGUUACAGAUGAGGAUAGUGACUUUGAACCCCAAACCCAAAGGCCUCAAAGCAUUGCUCGAAAAAGGCCUGGAAUAGUCCCAUCUUCUCUCCAUUCCAGCUCCCAGGCUCAAAUGGUUGAUGAAUGCAGCAAUGAUGUCAUCAUUAAGAAAAUCAAACAAGAAAUUCCCGAAGAUUAUUAUAUUGUGGCGAAUGCAGAGCUGACUGGAGGGGUAGAUGGACCAGCCCUGUCAUUGACACAGAUGGCAAAACCCAAGCCUCAGACUCAUGCUGGUCCCUCUUGUAUAGGGUCAGCCAAGCUGAUUCCCCAUGUAACAUCUGCCAUUGGCACAGAGCUAGACCCACAUGGUGUGUCUGCAUCCCCCUCUGUCAUGUCCAGACCAAUCGUCCAGAAGACUGCCAGGGUAUCUCUGGCUUCACCAAACAGAGGACCCCCUGGUGCCCAUGGCACCAACCAGCAGGUGGCUAUGCAGAUGCCUGUGAGCACAUCCCAUCCUAACAAACAGAUCAGCAUCCCUUUGUCUGCCCUGCAGCUGCCUGGACAGGAUGACCAAGUUGCUUCUGAAGAGUUCCUGCCCCAUCUGCCCAGCCAGGUCUCUUCCUGUGAGGUAGCUCUUUCUCCCUCAGUUAACACAGAGCCAGAAGUGAGUUCCAGUCAGCAACAGCCCCCAGUCGCUCCAACCAUAACCACUGAGGCCACAGCACAGUGUAUACCAGCCUAUUCUACUAAGCUCAACAAAUUUCCUGUGUUUAAUAUUAAUGAUGACUUGAAUGAUCUGUGUACCAGUGCAGUAAGCCCAAAUACUACCAAAGCCACGCGAUAUGCCCUGAAUGUGUGGCGAUAUUGGUGUGUGACCAACGGGCUCAAAGAUCACACGGACAUCACCAAGAUCCCUGCAGCGAAGUUGAAUGAGCUGCUCGAGAAUUUUUAUGUCACCGUUAAGAAGAGCGACGGCUCCGACUUCCUGGCCACCUCGCUCCAUGCCAUUCGCCGAGGCCUGGACCGCAUCCUGAAGAAUGCAGGUGUGGGCUUUUCCAUCACAAGCAGCACCUUCAGUUCAUCCACCAAGAAACUCAAGGAGAAGCUGUGGGUGCUGAGUAAGGCAGGCAUGUCGGGUGCUCGUUCUCGCAAUAUUGUCUACUUCUCUCUUUCUGAUGAGGAGGAGAUGUGGCAGGCAGGGUGUCUAGGUGAUGACAGCCCUAUCACUCUCCUGUCCACUGUGGUCAAGUACAACAGCCAGUACCUGAAUAUGCGGACACUGCAGGAACAUGCCGAUCUGAUGUAUGGCGACAUCGAGCUGCUCAAAGACCCCCAAAACCAGCCCUAUUUUGCCCGGACAGACAGUGUCAAGCGUGAGAGCCGGAGUGGUUCCACUAGAGUGUGUCAUGGGAAAAUCUACCAUGAGCAUUCCAGGGGACACAAACAGUGCCCUUACUGCCUUCUCUACAAGUACAUGUACAUCCACCGGCCACCCACCCAAAUGGAGGCCAAGUCGCCUUUCUACCUUACAGCCAGGAAGGAGGCCACGGACAUGGGCAGCGUAUGGUAUGAGGAGCAGAGGAUGGGACUGCGGUCUCUCCGGGGAAUCGUUCCAAACUUAGCCAAGAAGGUCAAGCUGGAAAACUGUGAGAACUUCACCUUUGUCUCAUUUACUCAGGUGUCCAGGAGGCUUGGCUCCCACACUUGCUGUCAGUGAGUCUCCCCUGGGUCCAGGCCACUGCCCUGCUUACCCUGGGGGGCAAGAGCGCCCUCGGGCAACCAAGGCUGGAGCUCUGAGGUGGCAGGGAAUGCCGGUGACUUCAAGGUCAGGCUAGUUUCUGUCAGUGUGACCUGCUAUUUCUUUGACUUGGGGUUUGUUUUUUACCUGAAAGUAGAUGAGUCUGAAAAAUUAGGGUAUUUUAUCCAAAUGUGUGUCACCUUUGUUAAAUUAUAGAAUCUAACACCAUGUGUCAUCAUUACAUACAAGAGUGAGGAAGUUCAUUUUAUCUAGUGCCUUUUUAGCACAGAUUUUCUUAAAAAAAAAAAAAAGAAGAAAAAGAGACUGUUUAAGUAGUCAUUAAAAAAAACUCCCAGUAGCCUAGUAGCUUUAGAAUGUUACGAAGACUUUAUAUACUUUGUUGACUCACACUCACAACAAGCAACUGGAAGGAGAUAGAUAGACAUGUUAGCUAUUUCCAGGAGAAAAAUUGCACUUGACACUCCCCUCUCUAUUUUGCUGAUGGAUAACUUGGUUCCGCAGAGCAAGCAGCUCUGCUUGAUGGAAGCUGGUGGGGCUGCACUCAGUAGUGCUGAUAGUCCUGCUCUCAGCACCAGGAGCGACGUGAUCUCUGCACCCACAGAGACCAUUUUCGUUUUACGAAGAAAGAUGAGCGCACCAGAAGAUGUUUGGGAGGGCAAGGUUUCCAGUGAACUAGAUGGUUUGUACCGUGAGGGAAUUUCCAGUAGUGAAAAAGAAGUGGCUUGGAAGAGCAAUCUGUGAUCAAAAUAUGAAAAACCUCCUGACGCAGAAGUGCCUAUGUUUUAUUUCUCAGCACCACGUGAAAGCUAUUUUCAUUUGAACAUUUUUUUUUAAUUUUAACAAUCUCUUCUUCGUGUCAUACAGUUAUUGGUUAAGCAUCUAGCACCAGAUCUGUAAAACAGCGAAAGGUGAUUUUCAGGCUUAACCAGGAAAAUCCAACAAAGCAAGCUGCAAAGAAAACAAAUCCCACAAUGUGCUUUCUUAACGAACUUUGAAAUAUGUUGAUCAGAGUAUGACUUUCUCAGCCACCAUAGAUGUCAUCCCUUUGGCUGGGCACCAAGUGCUUGGGACAUGAUGAUGUAGGCAGCAUCCCAGGUAAGCAGACUCAGCAUUUAGGAUAUAGUUGUAAAAAGCAAAGCAUGAUGAUAGGUUAUCGAUGCACUCAGGUAAACUGCAACCUGACCACAUGUUAUCGAAAUGUUAGCAGAAUUUUCUGAUAACCACUCUGAAUGAGAAGUGAAGAAAGGAGCCCAAAGAGUGCUAAUCAGUAAUAAUAAUGUCCAGGAAUCUUUAGGUUGUAUUUGAGGAAAGACUGCUACAACUUUAUGUUCCUGUGUGUGCUUUCUAAUCCAAAAUUAAAAUUCCAGUCUAAACUCAUGUUGCAGGAGUCCUAAAAUCAGUCCUAGUUCUUUUUCAAAACAUUAUUUUAGUAUUUAAUUAAUUGUUCUUCAAAAUCAUUCACCAGUCGUUGAAAUAUGUAAUCCUUCCUUUACCAGAAAAGACUCAGCCAAUGCUGCCUUAAGGUUAAAUGUUGUUCCCUUUUUGGUUAAACUGCACGUUUAUAAUUUUGCUUACCAGUGGAUCUUUCCUGAAUAUGGAUUAAUUUUGGUAUGUCUCCAUGUGUAUGUAAAUAACGUAAUAUUUAAUAAUCAGUGUUAUGAUUUGAUAUUGCAUACUAUGCUACUGUGAUUUCCGAUAGUGGUUUUAGGAUUUUGCUUAAAAAAGAGACACAAAGCAUUAGGUUCAGUUUCCUUUAGUUUGCUAAACACCCAAAGGAUAUUUUGUGUUGUAGAAAGCAGAUGGUCAUUUUUCCUGUCAGUUCUGCACUGAAAUAGAAAUAUAACCCAUGUGGACUACUGGGCAGACAGAGCGUGCAGCCUAAUUAUAUAAAACCUCCAUUUUUAUUUUAAAUAGAUUCAAGAGAAAACUGCCAUUAGGAAUCACUGGGAUCUUUUCAGAUUUUAACAUUCCCAUAAGUAGCAAUAACUGAUCCUGAGGUUGUCAUCCUUCUGUUGACAGGGGCUUUUCGUCAGCUGAAUAAUAACCACCUCCACCUCACAUUUGUUGCUUAUCACUACUUGAUGUGCUAUAAAUCCCCAGAAUUCUGAGGUGAAUGAUUAUAAUAAAAAAAUCAGGAGGUGGAAUCUUCAGUGAUACCUGAUAGAAUGAAAGAACUGUAAUCUCAGCAUCCUAAAUGCCACGCAUUUCAUGCCUCCCCUGGGGAGUGGGAGUGAGAAAGAAGACGCAUUGAUCAGGCGCUACUCCGCACCACCCAUUGGGCAAGGCACUGUGUUAGGUGUGUGUGUGUUAGGUGUGUGUGUGUGGGUGUGCAACGCACACUUUACACAUGGGGACGCCUGGUAAACCUGCUAACGUGGCAAAGUGCCUCCUCAACUACAUGAUCACGUCCAUCCUCAGAGGAUCUGAGGCAGGACAGAGUAGAGUAGCUAGUUGGGGUGGCCAUUGGGCCCUGCCGGCCACCCGCCCGCCCGCCCACUGGGGGACUCCAUGCUCUUCCACUCUCCCCAGAGCCAGGAGAAAGGAGAAUCUCCAGAGAAGGGAGAGGGGAGAGAUUAAGGGCAUUUACUCCACUUACCUUUGUUUAUUUAUUUCACUCAAAAGUGGGAACAACUGUCAGGAACUCACGAGCUCACCUAAGCACAAGUUGCCUCUGGCUCCGCAUCAGAAACCGUGGAGCUACAGGUAUUGGGGGGGGGCUGUGCAGUGCUUUGGGGGAGCUCUUACCCAGGCACCUUCUGCAUCUGCUCUGACAGGAGCCCUGCUAGCCUAGUUCCUCCUCUCCAGAUCCCAGCAGUGUCCCCUGGGGAGUUUAUUCCUGCAGAGGUGAUGGGGGGGUCAGCUUGGAAGGGUGUGAGCCCAUUAAAGGUAAAGGUUAGUUUAACCCCGGCCUAGGCGCGUAGUAAGCACGCAAUACGCGUUGGCUAUUUUAGCUACAACUCUUGGUAAUAGUAAUAAUUAACAUUAUUCAACUAAUCUGCAUCACAUCGUUCUUAUUUCUUCCAUUGUGGAGAUUCUCCCUCCUUUAAACUGUUAAACUUGAAGAGGAAACCAAACCCGAUAACCUGGUCACAAGUCUGCCCAUAAAUUCUACCUCCAACACAGCCAAGCCCUGAUACCUCAGCUGUAAGCAAAAACACGUGAAGAACGGAGAUGCCUUAAGAGGCUUUAUGAGAAAGCUUUUGCAUUGUUUAGUGUGUCUGCAAAGGGGAGUAUUUAUGGAAGAACCUAACCAAAGUCUUGGAAGAAAUGGUCUCCUUGGUUGUGUGGCAUUUUCCAGCUCUCCUUGGAUUAUGUGCUGUAUUAAUAGCUUGCCCUGACUGCUAAAUGGUGUUUGAAGAAAUGUGAAAUUCUAUUACUUGGAUUUUUUAUUUAAAUUCGACCCGAUUAAAAGCAGCAAGCCCUGCAUCCCAGCAUGUUCAUUGAGAGUCACUGGGAGAAUCUGGACAAAUUAACCUUCAUGUGGAAGCUGAAGCCUCUUGCUCUACUAGAAAGAGAAUCUGACCGGCAGCUCCUUCCCUACUCGGCAGUUCUGGGCUCAGUCUCGUCCGUGAUAAAAUGGGAUCAUUGGAAUGGAUCAUCUGCAACGUGAACGGUUGUAUUACAAUUCCUGAAGCCCAUAUAGUUAGGAAGCGGCAAAACUCAGAAGCAAAAUUCCCAGUUCCUCAACAUCAUAUGGUGAAUCUCCUUAAUUUUGAGAGCUUCUUACUACACUGGAACACUGUCUUUUGAAAAAAUAGUUUUCUUGAAUUUUCAGGUUUCACAACUUUUCAAAUUAUUUUUGUGCUGUCUCCAGGCAGCAAAAUGUUGAUUACUUUUCUCAGUUUAGGCUAAUGAUAACAUUUUAAUUAGUUAAGUAAACAGGAUGUUUAAAUAUUGUGUUUAUGAACACCCAUCACUUCGUUGCUUUUACUGAAACCUGGGUUGCUAACCCCCCUUUGAGCUAGUAACCAGGUACCUUUAGGCAUCAAUAAAUGCAAACAACAAAGACCUCAAAGUUACCUCAUUUGCUCUACAUGAGAUCCAAUUUUGUCUAAGUUAGGCCCCAUGCACAUUUAGAAACGGUUAACAGUCCUGAAUAGAAGAACAUAUUAAAAUUUCAAAUUCACAUAUAUCUUUAAAUGUUUUUGCUUUGGGGUUGAAUUUUUAAUGCUCUGUAUUAAAAGAAAAACAUUCAGUUGUUUAGUCAAUGUUCUUAAAAAUCUUUGUUGCUUUUCCCCCAUAUGAAUUAAUUACCUUCGUAGAAAUGUGAGUGGAGGGAGAGAUUUGUGGUGACCUAAGGACAUGUUCCCUUCCUGAGAAAAGAGGAGGCCAUGUGGGGUGAUUAACUUACCUCCCGGAAUUCCUAUGUAUUCUGUGUCCAUAAAUCUGACAUCACAGGAUUUCCCAAAACUCCUUUGACAGAGGCUGCCCAUCCUUCUGGCAAAGUCUGCCAAUUAUUACAAUUUUACAGGCUUCUAGUUCUUCACAGUUCAAGAAAUCCAGAGAUGUUUCUCAUGUUUAGUUGUUGAUCAGAAUCAGAUUUCUAUGCUCAAUUAUAGUGCUUUAUUAAUCUAAUGCAGCUGAUAUGGAAGUUAGUAAUUUCAGGAAAUAUUUAUUAAAGCCAAAAAAAAAAAGAUCACUGGGUUAUAUUGGAUGCAUAUUGCUUCCAUUACUGUUAAAAGCAAUUAGUUAGAUCCUUCCCCCACAAUGAGAUGAGAAUGAGUUCCUAAGUGUUUUAUGGUCAAAAUAAUUGAUUGAUUAAUUUGCAUUUAACUGUAGUUAUGUUACAGUUUAAAAAAGUUUCUAGAAGGUUCACAUUUGACCAACACUGUGGUAAGUGCUUUCUCACAGUUGCCUCAUAUUCUCACCUAAUCUCACAACAACUCUGCAAGGUAGGUCUAAUUAUUUCCAUGUUACUUAUCAAGAAACCAAGGCUCAGAGAAGUUAAGUAAAUUUCCCGAAGUCUCACCGAGCUUAUUAGUGGGAGACCUUAAGUUUGAACCCAGGUCUUCUGACUCCCAAUCCAGUGCUCCAUUCAUGAGGCAAAAUCUUUCAGGGGCACAGAGGGUCCAUUUAUCACAAAAGUUUAAAAAAAACACAAUUUCUGUUUGGGAAAUACUUCAUUUCUUAAGUCGUAUGGUGGCACACCUUAUAUGUUCUCUCUUACUAAUUGACUGGUCACUUGGUAUGAUGGAAAGCCUGAUGGUUUUCUGUGAACAUUCUACGUAUUGAAAACUUUCUGUCUUUAUCCAGUAAAUAACUUGUAUUACCUAUUAUCUACCCUAAUGGGCAGACGGUCACACCAAUUUAUUCUAAUAAAAGUCAAGUAGUUUACUAACUGCACCUGUUUCAACAUUCGUAUCAUUGCUAAAAUGUCACAAUGAUAUGUUCAUGUGUUUUACUUCUGCUUUUUAAAUUUGAUGUCAAAGGACUUUUGUAAUCUUUAGGCUAAAGCACCCUCAUAGCAAAAUAUACUUACCGUAGUCAUGUGUUUUCUAUUCCUCUUUCCUUUAUCAGGAGAUGUUUAUUUUCUACUUUGAGACUUAAAAAACAAUAGGUUAUAAGUAACUCUGAGAUCGUGGAGUCAAAUUCCCUCAUUUUACCAAUAAGGAAAUUGAAGCCCAGAGAUAUUUAAGGGGCCAUCCAAGGUUAACAAGACAGGAAGUAGAUUCAGGACUAAAAGUAAUCCAGAACUGUUUCCUCUAUACCAUAGCUGGGGAGAUUUGGAUUUUUAAAAACUAAUUAUUGAAUUGCAUUUGGCAGAAUGACAUCUGGCUAGCAGGAGUCCCCACUGAACUCCCAACUUCCUAAAGAAACACUCAUAAAAAUCCCAAAGAAGGCUAAGUCUCAGUUCUAGAAUCUAGAAGGAAUUGGUGCAAGUGAUGAGGCAUGCAGUAGUGGAUUGAGGCAAAGUCCUCCAGGUUGUAGCUCACUAUUUUCUCUGGCUUCAUGUCAUGACAUGGACAUGCUGAGAAAUAAAAAAUGUGAAAGAUAUUUAAUAAUCCAUUUUCUUCACCAUCCGUGUCUGUCUGCUUACUCUGGAUCAGAUCUCCUGAGUCAGAGAAAUAAUGGACUGAUCCUCCUCUUAACCAGGUGGCAGACCAUGAAGAUUCUCUAUCCCACCCUCUCUGCCUUCUCCCUGUACCUUCUCUUCAUUCAGUCCAAGACUCCCAAAACCUUGGGCUAAAAUGUGAGCAGAAAGCCAAAAGACCUAUUAGAGGCAUGGUGCAUUCUGUGAAAAAUGUCCUGUAGAUGAGGACAAACACAGCUA
Nyctereutes procyonoides (raccoon dog) is the source of this 8562-nucleotide messenger RNA. RefSeq names its product KIAA1958 ortholog. The record is from RefSeq and is a predicted model, not a curated record. NCBI's taxonomy places the organism in Eukaryota, Metazoa, Chordata, Mammalia, Carnivora, Canidae. Bases 99 to 2249 code for a protein of 716 amino acids. The transcript is spliced from 4 exons.